AUGAAAGGAAGUCCUUUUUAUUUGUGUAAAUAUCGACUACUGAGGCCAUUACUUUGGAUGCUCACAGUCUACGUUGUCCCAGCUACAUCCCUUCUACUAUUAGCAAACCCAUCAGAAACAAUAUCUGUGAUGAGAAGAGAAGAGGCAGAAAUACGAUUAGUGAAUGGAGAGAGCCGCUGCCAGGGAAGAGUUGAAGUUCUAUACAAUGGGACUUGGGGAACAGUGUGUGAUGACGAUUGGGACAUUGUAGAUGCGAAUGUGGUUUGCCGGCAGCUGGGUUGUGGCCAUGCUAUAUCCGUACCAAAUCGGCUCUUCUUUGGUCAAGGCACAGGACCAAUUUAUCUAGAUAAUGUGGACUGCAAAGGAAGAGAAACAGCACUAAGCCAGUGCAGGAGCCUUGGAUGGGGAGUACAUAAUUGUUAUCACUACGAAGAUGUCGCAGUCACCUGUAAUGAAAUACUGCCAACACCAAGUAACAAGGGACAGUCCACAAAAACAUCAUCAGCAUCUUUGCAGGAUGGUCUACGGGAUGGCAGUAUCAGAUUGGUCAGCGGAGCUGAUUCCUGUCAAGGAAGAGUGGAAGUCUUUUAUAAGGGAAAUUGGGGAACAGUGUGUGAUGAUGACUGGGGAAUGAAGGAUGCAAUGGUUGUGUGUAAGCAGAUUAACUGUGGCCAAGCCCUGGACUACAAAAGCAAUGCUUAUUUUGGAUAUGGAACUGGUUUAAUAUUACUGGAUAAUGUGAACUGUGAUGGCUCAGAGUCCUACCUAUCAGCUUGCUAUAGUCUUGGCUGGGGUAUCCACAACUGUGGCCACCAUGAAGAUGCUGGAAUCAUCUGUGCAGGGCAUGGAAUUUCAACAACGUCCCCAAACUUCACGCCUAUAGCUCAAGAUACUGCAGAGUCAAUUACUGACACAGCAACAGUUACAUGGGGUGAAGGUCAACCUUCUCCUGAGACAGAUUUGUUUACUACUGCAUUUUUCCAUCCUGGAAGAAAGAGUGGCAGUAUAAGACUGGUAAAUGGAAAUAGCAGUUGCCAAGGAAGAGUGGAAGUUUUGUACCAGAACACUUGGGGAACUGUAUGUGAUGAUGACUGGGACUACAACAAUGCACAGGUGGUUUGCAAGCAGAUGGGCUGCGGUCCAGCCAUUGUAGCUACAACCCUUAGUUAUUUUGGCUACGGCAGUGGACCUAUACUCCUAGACAACGUAGACUGUGUUGGAACAGAGAAAGAUAUAGUGAAUUGCUUUCACUUAGGCUGGGGCCAGCAUAAUUGUGGACAUCAUGAAGAUGCUGGGGUUAUAUGUCAAGGUUUAAAGGAAGCUGAACUGUUUUCCAAGGGGAGCAGCUUUGAAGUGACAACUGAAUCUGUAACACCCUCUAAAGAUGGAUCUAUCCGUUUAGUGAAUGGAAGCCACCGAUGUGAAGGUCGCGUGGAAAUCUUUUUCCUUUUGCAGUGGGGAACUGUUUGUGAUGAUGCAUGGGACAUGAAGGCUGCAAAAGUGGUGUGUCGAUCCUUGGGCUGUGGAGCACCUUUUAAAGCCUGGGGAGAGGCGUGGUAUGGACAGGGAAUUGGUUUUAUCUUCCUUGACAAUGUUAAAUGUCAUGGCAAUGAAAGUUCCUUACUACAGUGCUCCUACAUCCGAUGGAAUGUCCACAACUGUGAUCACUCGGAGGAUGCUGGGGUAAAAUGUGGACUUGACUGAACAAUACAUUAUUAUAUAAAUGCUAAACAAAUGUAAAUGUAUACAUUCUGUAAAUAUUGUUGUACCUUUGUAAGUUUGCACUUUAUUAUCCCAUUUAAAUCAAGCAGACAUAGACAUACAAUUUGUUGAACUGUAACCUUAUACGACAGAGGUUCAAAAAGUGUUGAAGCGGUGUUAACAGACCGCUGAUUGUGCCUACCAUGGUUAGUGGGACUCACCAUGCAG
Molecule: messenger RNA, 1929 nt
Organism: Nanorana parkeri
Lineage: Eukaryota; Metazoa; Chordata; Amphibia; Anura; Dicroglossidae
Gene: SSC4D
Product: scavenger receptor cysteine rich family member with 4 domains
Exons: 10
Coding region: 1-1704 (567 amino acids)
Cellular component (GO): membrane
Source: RefSeq, a predicted model, not a curated record